Messenger RNA from Gadus morhua (Atlantic cod), 1132 nucleotides. RefSeq lists its product as uncharacterized. The record is from RefSeq and is a predicted model, not a curated record. NCBI's taxonomy places the organism in Eukaryota, Metazoa, Chordata, Actinopteri, Gadiformes, Gadidae. The transcript is spliced from 3 exons. Bases 311 to 934 code for a protein of 207 amino acids.
AUAAAGCAUGCAAAGCCUUCAGAAAUAGGCAAUUCAAUUCCAACACACUGUUUAAGUAUAAUGCUGCCUUAUGGGUAGACGUAGACCUGGCUUGCAACAAAGGUAUUAGUACACCUGACAGAGGGCGUAUUCCAAUGCUGGUUUGUCGGUUUAGUCAGAAACGAAACCUAAAAACCCAACAACAACGACGAUCUCCUCUUCCGUGGUAGCAGGGCGAUCAGAAUGAGCAGCUGACGCAUCACCAAUCUUUACCAUUAACUAUUAGCUGAGGCAACUCCCGGAGGACCCCUGCAGAGAAAGCUAUACGACCAUGAGCAACUUAAUGUUAAGAGAGGACUUCAUGGAUUGGUGGACUUCAUUGGCUGCGAGUAUUGCCUUGCUCUGGCUUCUGUGUUUUAUAGACGGCCACGCGGUGCUCGAGCUGCGGCUGCUCUUCCACGCGCUCACCAAGGCGGCAUGCCACCUCUACUUGGCGCUCCUCCCGCUGCGCCGCGCCGCGAGCCACUUCGCCGACUGCGCGAGAUACUUCGUCAACCACGCCCAGCAGCCCGCUCCCUCUUCGGCCCAAGGAUACCCACCGCACAGCCACCACCCACCCCCCGCGCGGAAGGGCACGCUCCACUUCAUAGAAGCGAUGUGCGUGGUGUGCGAAACGGUGCCCAAUCUGAUGUGCGCGGCGCUCAGCGUAGGUGCGGCGCUCUGCCACGCCUUGCAAGGGGGCUUUUACGUGCUGGCCGCGACGCUACGCACCAUUCAGGCGAAUCUAUUCUCGCAGAUGAACGGCGAGAAGGACAGGUGGGACAAAGAGCGCCACCGCGCGAAAGAGACGGAGAAAAAGAUGAAUUCCAAAGUGCUGGAGUACAUCUCGGUGUUCUGUCAAGACCCAGUCACUGCUCUGCGCAUCAAAGUGGACGUGCCACCUGUAUAUAGAUAACAUAAUGGGGUUACGUAUAAUAUAAUUCUUUCUAUUGGCUACUGGCAUUAAAGGGCCCUUCGUGUAUCUGCUAAAAGGGGUUAUUUGUGCUGAAAGGUUGUUAUAGUUGUUAAUUGAAAGGAAGACGACUUUUAUAACCUGGGACGGAACACAAAAUGUAUGAAAAACAUUGGUUGUACAACACAGUGUGUGAAGUGU